This is a messenger RNA of Lemur catta (Ring-tailed lemur), 611 nucleotides long. RefSeq names its product putative protein ZNF720. The coding region runs from base 360 to 611 and encodes 83 amino acids. Gene Ontology annotation, biological process: regulation of DNA-templated transcription. The transcript has 3 exons. NCBI's taxonomy places the organism in Eukaryota, Metazoa, Chordata, Mammalia, Primates, Lemuridae. The record is from RefSeq and is a predicted model, not a curated record.
GUAUAUCCUAAGUAAGAGAGAGUGAGGCAUAUUGGUCAGCAGCCUCCCAUAAUGUGGAAGGGACCCUAAUACCAUAACCAAGCCGUGUGAAGGUGAUGGGUUUUAUUCUAGCUGAAUUGGAUAUUGGUAGGAUCAAGGGGUCCAGGAGGGGGAAAUAUUCAAUACUCAAGAUGGCUCAAGUGAGAUGAUGGCUAACACCCACCUACUAACAUCUGUAGUGCCCUCCUAACUAAAGUGAUUUUAUUUAGUUCUGAGGUCUGCCCUGAUGACCAGUCAAGAACGUCAAUUUGCCAUUCUCUCCUCAUUGCAUCCAGUGACAGAGACCCUGGAGAGAUUUACCUCUCAAACGUUGAGAGGAGAUGGAACUGAGAGAGGGACUGUUGACAUUCAGGGAUGUGGCCAUAGAAUUCUCUCCAGAGGAGUGGGAAUACCUGGACCCUGCUCAACAGAAUUUGUAUAGGGAUGUGAUGUUAGAGAACUACAGGAACCUGGUCUCUUUGGAGCUUGCCAUCUCUAAGCUGGACCUGGUCACCUUUUUGAAACAAACGGAAGAACCCUGGAAUGUGAAAAGAGAGGAGACAGUAGCCAAACACCCAGGUAGGUGGGAGUGA